ACCUUGAACUCUGUCCGGGUCUCCCACGUGGGUGGCAGAGGUCCAAGCACUCAACCCAUAUUCCACUGCUUUCUCAGGCGCUUUAAUAGGGAGCUGGAUUGGAAGUGGAGCAGCUGGGACUUGAGCGGGCACCCACAUGGGAUACUGGUGUUGCAGGUGGUGGCUUAACCCGCUGCACCACAAUGCUGCCCCUCCUAACCUUUUAAAUUCUGCCUUGUGGAGUAGGUGUUCUGCCAUCCCCACGUCCCACGCUGGAAUGCCCGGGUCCCAUAUCCGGCUCAGAGUCCUGACUCCAGCUUUCUGUCAGGGCAGACCCUGGAAGGCAGUGGUAACUCAAGUUACUGGCUUCCUGCUGCCGACAGGGGAGGCACAGACGGCUUCCCGGCUCCUGGCUCCCAUCUCAGCCCAGCCUCAGCCGUUGGGGGCAUCUGGGGAGUGAACCAGCGGAUGGGAGGUCUCUGUGUCUCAACCUCUCAAAUUUCAAAAUAUUAGAAGACAAUUCUGGAUACAGCUGCACUCCCGGCCCCUGGCUCUGUCGCCUUUGCUGCCUUUUGGCAUCCCGCUUGCUAUAUGACUGCGUACACCUGCCCAUCCCUCGCCAGAACCUCAGCUCUGGCUCUCUGUGUAGCCUCCGUGGCACUCAGUAAGCUCCCGGUAAGUAUGCGCCUGCUGAAGAGAGACCCAAGCUUGCCGUCCGAAGCCCCGGGGUCCGCGGGCGCAGGCGCAGGUGCAGGAGCGCGCGGGCGCCCUGAGAACUACAUUUCCCGUGAUGCUCUGGGCGCGGACCGCGGGGGCCGCCGGGAAGGGCCGACGUGCCCCGAGCCAGGUCCGGGACCUGCGAGGAUGGCGAGUCCGGCAGUGUUCCCGCUGUCGUGCGUGGUGCAGCAGUACGCCUGGGGGAAGACGGGCUCCAGCAGCGAGGUGGCGCGGCUGCUGGCCAGCAGUGACCCGUCGGUCCAGAUCUCCGAGGACCAGCCCUACGCAGAGGAGCUGGCCGAGAAGUUGCACCUCCAGGCUCCGCAGCACUACCCCGACGCCAACCACAAGCCCGAGAUGGCCAUUGCCCUCACCUCCUUCCAGGGCUUGUGCGGCUUCCGGCCGCUGGAGGAGAUCGUGGCCUUCCUGCAGAAGGUGCCCGAGUUCCGGUUCCUGAUCGGAGACGCCGCGGCCGCGCAGCUGCAGCAGAGCGUGGGCAGCGACUCCCAGGCCGUGGCCUCGGCUCUGCGGCGCUGCUUCUCCCAGCUCAUGACCAGCGAGAAGAAGGCGGUGGUGGAGCAGCUGGACCGGCUGGUGAUGCGCAUCUCCCAGCAAGUGUGUGCCGGGAACCACAUGGAGGACGUCCUCGGGGAGCUCCUGCUGCAGCUGCACCAGGAGUACCCGGGAGACAUCGGCUGCUUCGCCAUCUACUUCCUGAACGUGCUCACCCUGAAGCCGGGGGAGGCCAUGUUCCUGGAGGCCAACGUGCCCCACGCCUACCUGAAAGGAGACUGCGUGGAGUGCAUGGCGUGUUCAGACAACACGGUCCGCGCUGGGCUCACGCCCAAGUUCAUCGACGUGCCCACCUUGUGUGAGAUGCUCAGCUACAGCCCCAGCCCCAGCCAGGACCGGCUCUUCCACCCGGCACGGAGUCAGGAAGACCCCUGCCUCAGCAUCUACAACCCCCCCGUGCCGGACUUCACAGUCAUGAAGAUGGAGGUCCCUGGCUCUGCCGCUGAAUACAAGGUGACGGCACUGGACUCAGCCAGCAUCCUCCUGGUGGUGCAGGGCACGGUGACCGCCAGCACGCCCACCGCCCCGGCGGCCAUCCCCCUGCGGCGCGGCGGGGUGCUCUUCAUCGGGGCCAGCGAGAGCGUCUUGCUGCGGCUCACUGUGCCCGAGGACCUGCUCUUGUUCCGAGCCUGCUGCCUGCUGUAGGCGCAGCCCAGCUCUCCUCUGCCAGUGCCUUUGGGCCCUGCCCUGAGGGCCGUGCCCCGGAGGAGAGGCGUGUAGGUGGUGAGUGCGGAGCGUGCCCAGGCUAGCCAUCUCCAGUAAGGGCCGUGCGCCACUCGUGGUCUCGCCCUGCACCUGGGCCAGGCCCGCGGCUCAGGAGGCAGCAGCCGGCUCCGGCCCACGUCAGCUGUGUCAGCUUAGCCCCGUCACGUGAGGCCGGGCGGCGUCUGAGGAGUCACCAGGCCAGACCGCCUGCUUCCCCAGCUGCAGGGAAGAGGAAGCCUGUGGACUGUGCUGCCUACACAGAGCCAUUAAAGAUCACUUGUGUGGAGGCUG
This is a messenger RNA of Oryctolagus cuniculus (rabbit), 2265 nucleotides long. RefSeq names its product mannose phosphate isomerase (gene MPI). Gene Ontology annotation, cellular component: cytosol. NCBI's taxonomy places the organism in Eukaryota, Metazoa, Chordata, Mammalia, Lagomorpha, Leporidae. The record is from RefSeq and is a predicted model, not a curated record. Gene Ontology annotation, molecular function: zinc ion binding; mannose-6-phosphate isomerase activity. Gene Ontology annotation, biological process: carbohydrate metabolic process; GDP-mannose biosynthetic process.